Messenger RNA from Clarias gariepinus (North African catfish), 4362 nucleotides. RefSeq names its product ADAM metallopeptidase domain 17a (gene adam17a). Gene Ontology annotation, molecular function: metalloendopeptidase activity; protein binding. The coding region runs from base 286 to 2817 and encodes 843 amino acids. Gene Ontology annotation, cellular component: plasma membrane. Gene Ontology annotation, biological process: membrane protein ectodomain proteolysis; Notch signaling pathway. Lineage: Eukaryota; Metazoa; Chordata; Actinopteri; Siluriformes; Clariidae. The record is from RefSeq and is a predicted model, not a curated record. The transcript is spliced from 19 exons.
AUACGCGAAGUCAGGCGGACUCAUAUCCUGGAUAACAUUUCUGAUCCGGAAGCACACCGCGGGGGAAGUUCAGUCGAUACGGUUUAUAGGAAACGGAGUGUUAUUUUAGUACAUUUGUCUGUAUGGUUUAUUUUUCUUACUGUCUAGAAAGCACUAGGAGACGUGUAGACGGUUAGUGUCAUUAUGGGUGCGGUUUAAAAACGCUGCUAAAAUAAUACGAGAGAGACCGAAAGAAAGAGAGAGAGAGAGAGAGAGCUCUGUUUCCUGGGAUGCGACGCCGCUAGGAUGAAGUUUGUGGUGGUUCUGAGCCUCGCGUUAGCCCCUCUCUGGGUGAAGUGUGCACUGAAUCCCCGAGCGGCGGAGAAACAGAGAGCGCUGAGGAACCACGAAGAGGAGGAAGAGCUCGAGAGCCUCAGCUCAGUGCUGGCAGACUUCGAGGUGCUUCCUGCUUCCAGUCUCCAGCAACACUCCCUGCGGAAGCGAGAUGUCGACUCGCCAUCACACAUCGAACGUCUUGUCAGCUUUACAGCACUGAAGAGGCACUUCAAGUUGUAUCUGACCACCAACACUGAGCUUUUUACUGACAAUUUCAAAGCUGUGUUCGUAGACAAUGAAGGAAGGGAGGAGGAUUACAAUGUCGACUUGCAAAACUACUUCAGAGGACAUGUAGUAGGGGAGGAGCACUCGCGGGUGCAGGCCCACAUGGACGGGGAUGAAUUUUCAGCGCACAUUCUCACCGAAGAAGCCGAGUACAACGUGGAGCCUUUAUGGAGGUUCACAGAGAAAGCGCCAGACAGUCGUCUUCUGGUGUAUCGCUCUGAGGACAUUAAGAACAUUAGCCGACUGGCCUCGCCCAAGGUAUGUGGCUACGUCAACGCUGAGGCUCAGCAGUUGCUUCCCGAUGUGGCCAGAAUAGCAGCUGGGACAUAUAAGGAUGGAGAAGCAGGCCAGAGAGUGCGGAGGCAAGCACACAACCCCAAGAAAAACACCUGCACGCUGCUCCUGGUGGCAGACUAUCGCUUCUACAAACACAUGGGCCGUGAAGAAGAGAGCACCACGCUGAACUAUCUGAUCGAGCUGAUUGACCGAGUAGAUGACAUUUACAGAAACACUUCGUGGGAUGAUGAGUUUAAAGGCUAUGGUGUACAGAUUCAUCAGAUCAUCAUAAACAAGUUUCCAACUAUAGUGACUCCAGGACAGCUUCACUAUAAUAUGGAAGGCAGCCCACGACCAAAAGACAACCAAGUGUGGGAUGUCAAGAAGCUUCUAGAACAAUUCAGUUCAGACAUAGCAGAUAACGCCUCGUCCGUGUGCCUGGCGCAUCUUUUCACCUAUCAGGACUUUGAUGAAGGCACUCUUGGCCUUGCAUAUGUAGCAUCCUCUAGAGACCAGGCCUUGGGAGGACUAUGCUCUAAACCUUACUAUCCAGUUCCUUCAGUGAAGAAAGCCAGCUACCUGAACACUGGCUUAACCAGUACAAAGAACUAUGGCAAGACCAUUCUUACCAAGGAAGCAGACUUGGUGACCACUCAUGAGCUUGGACACAAUUUUGGAGCAGAGCACGACCCAGACAACAUUGCCUAUUGUGCUCCAAGUGACGAGCAAGGGGGCAAGUUUGUAAUGUACCCCAUUGCUGUGAGCGGAGACCAUCCAAACAACAAGCGGUUCUCCAACUGCAGUAAAGCUUCAGUGAGCAGAACUCUGAAGGUCAAAGCUCCACAGUGCUUCAAGGCGCGCUCCAGCAAUUUGUGUGGCAACUCUCGAGUGGAAGAAGGAGAGCAGUGUGAUCCUGGACUCCUCCAUCUGAGUGAUGACCCCUGCUGUACACCCAAUUGCAAGCUGAAAAAGGGCAUGCAUUGCAGUGACCGGAACAGUCCAUGCUGCUCCAAUUGCCAAUUCCAAGAAGCUAAUAAAAUCUGUCAGGAGUCCAUCAACGCCACAUGUAAAGCUAGCUCAUCAUGUACAGGCAACAGCAGUGAGUGUCCAUCUCCUGGGAAUCUGUCUGAUAACACGGAGUGUGUGGACCGAGGCCGGUGCCGCGGAGGCGAGUGUAUUCCUUUUUGUGAGGCCACAUCCAGACUUAGCUCCUGCGCCUGCAAUGAUACGGACAGCUCUUGUAAAGUAUGUUGUAAGAAAAAUGGAGUGUGCACCCCUUUUAAAUUUGACAGUGGAGAAUAUCUGUACCUACGGAAGGGGAAGCCCUGCACCGUGGGCUUCUGUGAUGGCCAUGGUAAAUGCAUGAAGCAGGUCCAAGAUGUUGUCGAGAGGUUGUGGGACUUUAUCGACAAGCUGGACAUCAACACAUUUGGGAAGUUCCUGGCUGACAAUAUAGUGGGCUCUGUGGUGGUCUUUUCACUUCUCUUCUGGAUCCCUCUGAGCAUUCUGGUGCACUGUGUGGACAAGAAGCUGGACAGACAGUAUGAGGAGAACUCGAAGUCUCUCAUAUACCCCAGCAAUAUGGAGAUCCUGAGCAGUCUGGAAGGGGCUCCCAUGCGCAUCAUCAAAGCCCCAUUUCCUCCACCUCCUCCUCCUCCUCCUUCCUGUGUUUCAGCAGCGCGAUCCGUGCAGGGACACCCCAGUGGCGGUAGCAGCACCUCUCCGCCUACAACCUCCUCUUCCGAGCCCCGAGCGGAUCCUCCACGUAUGGCCACCAUCGAGGAAGACUCCAGCGGCGACUCUCCACCAGGGACAGCCUUCCCCCCGAGCGCUGCGGCAGCCAAGUCGUUCGAGGACCUCACCGAACAUUCACCACUAAACCGUCAGAACAGACGACUGCAGAGACAAGCACGGGUUGAGAGUAAAGAGACAGAGUGCUGAGACGCGCGCGCCGUCCACUUCACACUUCCACACUUCACACUUUCUGCCUUUGCAAGUACGCAUGUCAGUGUCACGACAAACAAAUGAGCCUCUGUAAAGAAUCAGUGUGGAGACAAUCCAGCAAUCAGUAUACUGUAGUGUACGUGUGUUGUGCAGACUGCUAAGUAUUAUUGGUUAUUUGUUUAAAUAUUUGUGUACAUUUAUAAAAGUAUUUUUAAAAAAGAAGAGUAGAAAAUUUAUGUAUAAAUGCCUAAGGCUGCAGGAUAGAAGCCUGCAUCUUAAAAGUUGCCUGUUGCAGUUCAAUGAUUGAUGAUUAAUUUUUUUUUUUUUCUUGAAUCCGUCAUGCCCUAUGUUUUUAGGGCUGAACCUUGGAGGUAAUUUCAGUGCCCGAAAAAAAAGUAAGGCUAAAAUAAGGUAACUAGCGGACGGACACUAAAAGGAUGUUUAUUACACAUCUAAAUACACUGCACUUUUAAAGGUAUGAUAUUAAAGAAUGAUUAAGAAUAUAAAGAGAUUUUAAAGUGCCUUGUAGAACAGUGGAGUUGUCUGGUAAGAGAAAUCUGUAAUGGUUUUACUAGUACGCUGAAAUGCCAGUAUGUGUGUGAAACCUUUACUUCAAAACAUGACCAAGAACUCUACAGUAAUCUAGACCUAGCCUUGGCUCCGUGUCCAUGUUAAUUCCACUUCUGGCUGAAAUCGUGUUUCAAACGUUGCAUUUCUGCAGGAAAGUCACCAGUUUAUUGUAGCUGUAUUUGUUUUACUAACUACUGCUCAUAAACAUGUCAAUCAGAUGAGUAGACUGAAAUGUGAUGAAACUGGGACACAGCGUUCCUCUUUCCAUCCUGCCGUUCCUGUCUCUGCUCUGCUGUGGCACUCUGAUUUACUACACUUAAGAUUUUCUGUUUUUGUAAACUGCCUGGGAGUUUAAACUGGAAGCAUUAAUAAUAUAGAAAUACACUGAAUUCUGAUUUCAAGACACAUUUGUGAGCCCUCAGCAACAUAUCAGAAGUCGUGGUGUUAAAAUGUUUUUAUUAUCAGACACUGUAUACUUGAGGUGCUCUUCAGGUCUCUGUGUCUGGACCGUUUUAGAAAUCAGAUAAUAAUGGUUUAAGGACUAUGUAUGUGAAUCUUUAAAAAUGUAGUUUUUAUUGUUGCAUUAAAUUUAAAACAUUUACAGUGUGAUGUACGUGUGUGUAUUUUUCAGUUCUGUAUCUGGACGGUGCUUCUUUCUUUGCCAUCAAUACUGUAUUUUAUAUUCAUUCUGUUGUGUAUAAAAUGUUUUUCCUGAUUUAUUCCAAUCUAAUUCUUACUUAAGUAGUAUUAUUAAUGGUUUGGUCAUAAUAUUUAAUAUCCUAUGUGUGCCAUAAACCUGUGGAAUUUUAUGGUGUUUAAAAUACUAUAUAAUGACCAGAAAGUUUAAAUGUUCAAUUGUUUGAAAUGGUUUUGGUUGUACUUAGUGCUAGUACAAUAUAUUUGUCUUCUAGAUGUAUAUAUCUUUAUUUACUUACACUGUAUGAACCCACAAGAAUAAACUCUACCACUGCA